Messenger RNA from Fusarium redolens, 1242 nucleotides. RefSeq lists its product as uncharacterized. Bases 1 to 1242 code for a protein of 413 amino acids. The record is from RefSeq and is a predicted model, not a curated record. NCBI's taxonomy places the organism in Eukaryota, Fungi, Ascomycota, Sordariomycetes, Hypocreales, Nectriaceae. The transcript has 8 exons.
AUGCAUCUGCUGCUGUUGCUGGUGACGUGGGCUUUUCUCGUAUGCCAAGUAUUGUGUGAUGAUGUCUCAGAUAUUCUGACAAAGAUACCAGACUGCGCUGGAAGCUGUCUUAUCGAUCUCGUAUCAACGUCAACAUGUGGCAUUGACGUCCAAUGUCUUUGCGCCGACCCGAAACUCAAGACACAAGUAGCAAGCUGUGUUCAGAAGAAAUGUCUGCCGUGGGAUUCACUGUCGACGCUGAAUGUCACCUCGGUUGCUUGUGAUUUUCCGGUGCGAGACAAACAUGCGCAAUUCGACAUUUUGGCCAUUACGUUGAUUACAAUUACGGUGAUUGUGGUUGGUCUUCGUUUUUUGGAGAAGUUGCGGUACGAGAGGAAGUUCAGGCUAGAUGACUAUCUUGUCGUAGCUUGCUUUCUGAUUGACUUAGGAAACACUAUUGUUUGUGUCUAUGGCCUUUCGGGCAAUGGUCUUGGGAGAGAUGCAUGGUUAUUCAGCCCAGAUACAAUCACGACCUAUCUCUGCUACCUCUACAUUGGCCAAACUCUCUACGCCUCCGACGUCUUCCUCACAAAAAUAUGCGUCGCCCUCUUCUACCUCCGAAUCUUUCCUGUCGUGACCGUCCAACGUCUUAUAUGGGGUACGAUCGGCGUUGCAGCCCUCGGCAUGGUAAUCUUUGACAUAUUGGCUAUCACACAAUGUCAGCCGAUUAGCUUCUACUGGACAGGUUGGGAUCAGCUACAUGAGGGACACUGUCUUGGCAUCAAUCCAUUGGCUUGGGCUAUUGCAGCCGUGAGUAUCAUCAUGGAUCUUUGGAUUUGCCUGGUUGUACUGUCGCUUAUAACAACUAACGUAAGUAGUGUUACCAUUGUCAGUAUUCUACGGCUGCGAUACUUGGUUGCUUUUGGCAACUCUCAGAACCCAACCUGGAACAGUUUCGAAACCUGCUACUGGUCCGUUAUUGAGAUUAAUAUCGGUUUAUGGUGCGUCUGUCUUCCUGAUCUCCGGAUGCUUAUCCUUAAGGCAUUCCCAAGACUUGGUAGUUCCAUCGACUCGGGCCCCAGAAACCCUCACCAAGGAUCAUCUGCGCCCAGACAGCAAGGAAGAACUCCAAGUAGCUCGCGUCAUACCGAGAGUACCAUUUAUAAAGGAAAACAGAGUCAGGCGCAGCAGGAAGCUUCGUCAAGCACGGCUGAACUGGUUGAGAUGACAACAUUCAUGAAUGAUAGUAGGAGUGUAGUUUAG